AUGGGUCCACCAGUGCAGCUGGAGGAAGCCACAAACAGCGGUAACUACGACCAGGAGAGUAAUGGAAAUGAGGGUAGCAAUAUUGAGUGCAAUGAAAGCAAGGCUAGGGUUAAGGGAAUGGAUGAGUGCAAAGAACCAGUGAGGAGCAGGAGUGAAGAACCACUGCCACCACAGGGACGCAGCUGGAACAAAGCCCAAGGAGUAUUCAUCGAAAAUUAUCCCAAUCCCUUGGCUGGUGCACCAGUUAGCAACAAAAAACAAGACCCACCGGACCUAGUGGCUUACAUGCGCGACUGCGGCCCAUUGGGCAAUCCAACCAUCUUUGAAACAACCAAAAUACUGAUGACAACCGUACCAACGGAUGAGGGCAAAGAUCUACAUAUCAAAAGCACAUUAUAUUGUGGACGGGUGCCUUGGGACAAAGUUGAAGAUUUGUUGCACCAUGUUGAUCAACUGCCCCAUGGAGCAAAUUGGCGCAUCAUUGAAAUCGAGGUGCAUGUCGAGGGCAAAGAUGUCCCACAUGUUGCGCAUCUGUGUGCGCAAGAUGUUGUCAAAAUUGUUGUUGAAUUGAUGGGAAAUCCUUGGUUUGUGUCAUACAUGAAAUUUGCGCCGGAGCGCCAUUGGACAGCCAAAAAGGAUGGUGAGCGGAUAUAUAAUGAGAUGUGGACGGGGGAUUGGUGGUGGAACAUUCAACAACUACUCAACAAGGCAUUUGGAGACGCAACCGUGGCCGCACUCAUCGUAUCGUCCAACAAGACCCAGGUGUCAAUACUGCCGGGCGGCCAACAGGUUUACCCGGUUUACGUGUUGCUUGGCAAUAUCUGCAAAUCCUUAUGA
Messenger RNA from Rhizoctonia solani, 837 nucleotides. RefSeq lists its product as uncharacterized. Bases 1 to 837 code for a protein of 278 amino acids. Lineage: Eukaryota; Fungi; Basidiomycota; Agaricomycetes; Cantharellales; Ceratobasidiaceae. The transcript is spliced from 3 exons. The record is from RefSeq and is a predicted model, not a curated record.